GAGAGGAGGAGGCAGGACAAAUCAGAAGAAUGGUCGUGAGAAAAAAUAAAAGAAAAAUCUAAAAAUAGUCAAGAAACCUGUGUGGCCGGGCGAGGGAAAAUCAUUCACACCGCCACGAAAUCUAAGGCCGUGGCGGUAUUUAUGGAACGCCGCCCUCUAUUGUGCAAGAGCUCGAUAGCCAGCGUCCUCUCGUCAUCAACCCUUCUCAUUCUCUCUUCUGUGAAUACACAGCGAAAUACAGGGAGAGAAGAAGGCCUGUCGACUGGAUUGGAAGAGGAGCGAGAGCGGCUAUUGAGAGGUGGAGUCAGAGAUAUGGGGAUCCAGGAAGGAAACGACGUCGUUGUUGGGUCGGGUUCCAACGGAAAGGUUCUUCUUGAUGAUGUCUCCGUUGUAAUUCCGGAGACCGCCCACCAGAUUAGUCAUGAUUCGUGGUUUCAAGUGGGAUUUGUUCUCACAACCGGGAUUAACAGUGCCUAUGUGCUGGGGUAUUCGGGUACUAUCAUGGUUCCAUUGGGCUGGAUAGGUGGUGUUGUUGGACUGAUUCUAGCAACUAUGAUAUCCUUGUAUGCAAACUCUCUGGUUGCCAAGCUUCACGAAUUCGGAGGAAAGAGACAUAUCAGAUACCGAGACCUUGCCGGAUUCAUAUAUGGUGACAAAGCUUAUUCUCUUACAUGGGCUCUCCAAUAUGCAAAUCUCUUUAUGAUCAAUGUUGGAUAUAUUAUCUUAGCCGGAAGUGCACUUAAGGCUUCCUAUGUCCUUUUCAGAGAUGAUGAUAUCGCGAAGCUUCCUUACUUUAUAGCCAUAGCUGGGCUGGUUUGUUCAUUAUUUGCCAUUGCUACACCCCAUUUGUCUGCAUUGGGUGUUUGGCUGGGAUUUUCAACAUUUUGUAGUCUGGUAUACAUUGUUGUGGGAUUUGUCCUGGCUCUUAAAGACGGUAUGGAAGCUCCUCCAAGAGAUUACACCAUUCAAGGAACAUCAGGGAGCAAGAUUUUUACAACUAUUGGGGCAGCAGCUAAUCUUGCAACAGUGAGGCAACCAGUUGUUAAGAACAUGAUGAAAGCUCUGUACUUCCAAUUUACAGUCGGAGUAUUGCCUAUGUUUGCCGUUACGUUUAUCGGUUACUGGGCUUAUGGAUCUAGCACAUCGGCCUACCUGCUGAACAAUGUUAAUGGCCCUGUCUGGUUGAAGACUGUUGCUAAUAUUUCAGCUUUCCUGCAGACAGUCAUUGCUUUGCAUAUUGUUAUGCAAGGGUUGCUUGCUAACAACGCUUUAGCUGUGCGCAAUCUAUCCUUCCGGCUUGUUGUGAGAGGUGGAUAUAUUGGCCUAACAACAUUUGUGUCGGCUCUUUUGCCGUUUUUGGGUGAUUUCAUGAGCCUAACGGGUGCUGUUAGCACAUUCCCUCUUACCUUCAUCCUUGCCAAUCACAUGUACCUCGUGGCCAAGAAGCACAACCUCACUCCCCUCCAGAAGAAUUGGCAUUGGCUCAAUGUUGUUUUCUUCAGUUGCCUUUCUUUUGCGGCCGUAAUUGCUGCCUUUAGGCUGAUUAUCGUGGAUUCCAGUAAUUAUCACAUUUUUGCNCGUAUGUAUCCAAGGGAGGGAUCCCACAUUUUCUGUCCUUCGAAGCCAUCAUAA
Striga asiatica is the source of this 1632-nucleotide messenger RNA. Lineage: Eukaryota; Viridiplantae; Streptophyta; Magnoliopsida; Lamiales; Orobanchaceae. The record is from the annotation of a GenBank genome assembly.